AUGGCAAAGGUGUGGAUCCAAACUGCUACUCUCAUGAUCUUACUGGUCAUGUCAUGCCCAGGCUCACAAGCCACUGCCUUACAGUAUCUGUGUGGUUCUCAUCUGGUUGAUGCUCUUUAUCUUGUGUGUGGAGAACGAGGCUUUUUCUACAGACCCCGUACUGUUGACAGCCCUAUGCAAGGUAAUGCAGCAUCAGCUGUGGGUGGAAAUGUGGGCACAGACUUUGGGGAGCAGAUGGGAGUGUUGGAGCGCUGCUGUCACAGGGCCUGCAACAUCCUUGAGCUGACGUCCUACUGCUUCUGA
This is a messenger RNA of Austrofundulus limnaeus, 303 nucleotides long. RefSeq names its product insulin-like. NCBI's taxonomy places the organism in Eukaryota, Metazoa, Chordata, Actinopteri, Cyprinodontiformes, Rivulidae. Gene Ontology annotation, cellular component: extracellular region. The record is from RefSeq and is a predicted model, not a curated record. The transcript has 2 exons. Gene Ontology annotation, molecular function: hormone activity. Bases 1 to 303 code for a protein of 100 amino acids.